Messenger RNA from Cylicocyclus nassatus, 690 nucleotides. Lineage: Eukaryota; Metazoa; Nematoda; Chromadorea; Rhabditida; Strongylidae. The record is from the annotation of a GenBank genome assembly.
AUGAGAGUGCUUGAUCAAUGUGGCUGUGGAGAUCCACGUUUUCCGCUUCCAUCUGAUGAUAAACGCUACUGUAGCGCUACGAGUGUUACUGACAGGCAAUGCCUUUCCAAUCUAAUCAGCUCAUCUGGUGGGUAUCAUCAUCUACAGUUGGAGUGCGACUGUUGUCAGCCAUGUACUGAAAAGGUGUUUGAGACUUCUUAUUCAGCAGCUGCAUGGCCUUCAAUGAACUUCAAGAUUGGAGCGAGUUGCCCAGCUGACAUCUUUAACGAUACCGGGGCUUGCACCGAGUAUUACCGUGUCAACACUGCAUACGUCGAAAUUUACUAUUUACAGCUAAACUUUGAGACGCUACGAGAGACUGCUGGAUAUACUAUGGUAAAUCUCUUCUCCGAUUUUGGUGGUAACCUCGGCUUAUGGAUUGGAUUUUCUGUUAUUACCGUUUGCGAGAUAAUCGAGCUGAUUUUCGAAAUCGGCUACUAUCUGCUUUGCAUCAAACCUAUUCGGUACACCAAAUCUGGACCAAUAGCAGCGAACGAAGUGGCGAAACGACUAAAAAUUCGACCGUCAUGUAAACAAGCUGGAGCGUUUCUGAUAAAUUAUGCUACAGAGGAGUCAGGCUUACCGAUAGAUCCAACUAAAGGACCCACAAGUCCGACCGUUUUACCACCAUCGGGUAAGUGUAGUCCAUGA